This is a messenger RNA of Bemisia tabaci, 1099 nucleotides long. RefSeq names its product Mitochondrial rRNA methyltransferase 2 (gene Mrm2). Gene Ontology annotation, biological process: RNA methylation. Gene Ontology annotation, cellular component: mitochondrion. The record is from RefSeq and is a predicted model, not a curated record. Gene Ontology annotation, molecular function: rRNA (uridine-2'-O-ribose)-methyltransferase activity. Lineage: Eukaryota; Metazoa; Arthropoda; Insecta; Hemiptera; Aleyrodidae.
AAUCGUCAGCAUUCAGAUCCCUAUGUUCGGAGAGCCAAGAUGGAAAAUUAUCGCUGUCGCAGUGCUUUCAAACUUCUUGAAAUGGAUGAAAGAUUUAAAUUCCUUACUCCUGGAAAAACUGUAAUUGACUGUGGUGCAGCCCCUGGUAGUUGGACCCAAGUUGCUGUUACAAAGGUUAAUGCAAAUGGAAAAGAUUCAAGAGCACCAAAAGGGAAGGUUUUAUCGAUUGAUAGAUUGCCAUUCCAUCCUGUAGAUGGUGCAAUAAUAUUUCCUCUCUCAGAUUUCACCACAAAAGAGACCCAAACUGCCGUGAAGGAAGCUCUCCAAAAUGAAAAAGUUGACAUUGUAAUGAGUGAUAUUGCUCCUAAUGUAACCGGCCUCAAAGACGUGAACCACGAUUUAAUAAUCAAGUUGGUCUAUACUGUUAUAAGAUUUGCACUUCCUGUCACAAAACCUGGUGGCAUCUGUCUGGUCAAGUUGUGGGAUGGAAACAAAACUUCUGCUGUAGAAACUGAUUUACAAAGGUUCUAUAAGAAUGUGAGGCGUGUCAAACCGAAAGCUAGUCGUUCUGAUUCAACUGAAGUCUACUUACUAGCAUCUGAUUUUCUAGGUAUCAAGACAUAAUAAAUUUUAACUUCUCUGCCUAAACCAUGACUGUGAUAAAUCCUUCAACUAAGAUAAGACUAGCUUACAGUUGUUUUGAAAACUGAAGUAUUGUCAGAGAAGAAGUUACUGGGUUUUAAUGUUUAAUGGCUUUAACCAAAACUAGAGUCAACUGAUAGUUCCAUUCAAAAUUGUAAAUGUGUAUUCUGAAUACAAUUCACAUUAUGAAUCAAAUCAAUGAUAUUUUUAUUUUGUGAAUAUGUACUAUUUUUCACAAUAGCUCCUUCUUUAAAAAUAUUUGUAAGAUAAUGCAGGCAGUAAAAACACCGCUUUAACAAAAAAUUGGAGGCUCCAGAUGUUUUAACCCAUCUUUCACGUAUAUGUGACGGAUUUCCUCAAUUUUACCUAGAAUGUGUACUCAUUAUUUCUUUUUCUAAUCUUGAGAUUUUGUUAAUUUUUUUUUAAAAAUUUUAAAUAAAUGCAGAUGUGUGUCAAA